Saccostrea echinata is the source of this 1670-nucleotide messenger RNA. RefSeq lists its product as uncharacterized. The coding region runs from base 147 to 1457 and encodes 436 amino acids. NCBI's taxonomy places the organism in Eukaryota, Metazoa, Mollusca, Bivalvia, Ostreida, Ostreidae. The transcript has 12 exons. The record is from RefSeq and is a predicted model, not a curated record.
UGACACUCAAGUCCAUAAAUGUGAAGAAUAUGGACUCUUACCAAUUGAUCAUUCUUGCCAGCUUUAUGAUAAGUCAGACUUCGAGAUACAUUUGCAGUGAGUUUUCUGAACGCAAGAACUGAAAGCCAAAGUAUAUACAAAUUAAAAUGAACACGGGAAAGACAAAACCGACAUUGUACAACUCCAAAGACCUGACCAAACGUGAAGAGUUAUCACCACUGCUUUUAAACGAUAGGAGGAAUCUUGACUUUGAAGGCAGUAUCCAGAAUGCAGACGACGCCAAAGUUGUGAUCCUGACAUGUAAACCGAAUAUGGCGGCAAAAGCCAAGGAUGGCCAACUGCUUUACAAACAAAAGGUCAAGGAAAAUAUACGUUUCAUCAUUGGGUGGAUGCCAAAUGAAAAACAGAAAUAUAUUAUUUUAGAUUCAAGGUUUAAAGACUCUGAGAUGUUUGGUUCGAGCAAUGUUAGAUGGUUGAGGAAGAAAGGUUUAAAGCAUAUGCCGCGUUCGUUUAUUACAGCACUGGGAAAUACGAAUAUCCAAGCUUCUGUUACGAAUAGCUCUAGUAAAAGUUUUGUGACACUGUAUUUGAUACUUCAUCGGUGUGACCAUAUUCCUGGAACCUUUAGGUGUUUGAAUGUUGUGACUAUGAGAGAUAUAAGAACAAACAAUCACCGUUACCUAAGAGGUGACUUCAGAUUUAAAGAAAAUGAAUCAAAAUGUUCGAAGGGGAAACACAACGGUGGCUCCAAUGAAUUGAACAAUCUUUCUAAAGAGUAUAGAAGAUUUAUGGCAGAGAGUUUCAAUAGAGAAGGUUUUGGAGUGGCAGAAAUAAAACUUCAGGAAAUGAAGAAAGGUGAUAAGAGACAAAUAAGUGUACAGUGUAAAAUUGAACAGAAGUACAUUUACGAUGUGACAGAAGUGGGGGGAUUUUUCAUCUUUUACCAGCCCUUGUGGAUGGUGCCUCAAGCUCGCGUCCUACUAGUAGGACUGACAAAAACGGAAUUGUGGACGAACCCCUACAAUAUCCGAAUGUUCCCACAGUUCAAGGCAAUGCUGAAGGCCAAAGAUGCGAGUGGCAAAUUGGGUCAAGCUGACGAAGCCCAGUUUACUGUGAAAAUACCUCUGGACGAAUGUGACGCCCUCGCAGGAAACUUUCAAUGUGCAGUGGUAGCUAAGGUCAAAGGACAUACAAAGCACCCAGAACAUAAGCACUCGGAAGUAGAAAUGGAGAUAAUUCGAGCUGUUUACAAACUGCAGAGAACAGCAGUAUCAAAACCAACGGGAAAAUGUAUAAAAGGUAAACCAAGCGCUGAUGCAUUUGUGUCGUUGACUGUAGAAAAGGGACAAAAAGUAGAAAAGGGACAAAAGGUAACUGGGAAGUCUGAGGGAAUUAACAUAAGUCCAACCGUCAACUGGAUGAUGGCUGCAGUAAUGUUAGCGAGGAUCAUCUGUUAAUCAGGGAAUUUGAACAUAAGUUCUUUAUUUUUUUUUUGAGUGUAUACCAUCAAGUAAAAACUAUAAUCAAAACUUAAUGUGUUGCAGUUCCUUAACUGUCGUCAGCUAAUGAAGAAAGUAGAUCUAUUUUCAAAGCGUUUUUUUAUCCGCUACAUGUAAAUAUGAGUUAAUUUUUAUGCCCCCGUAAUCGGAGAUUCGGGGGCAUAUAGUUUU